AGCUUUGCCUCAGGGUGCCCGGCCAGGAUGGCCCUCGGGGCUCCCGGCCUCCGCGGCGAUGGUGGCGGCGGGGGGCAUGCUUCCUGCGGUGGGGCUCGCGGCAGAGGAGAAGCCUCCACCGAGCCCUCGAGUGGGGGAAGCAGCAGAUGCUCGACGGCUGCUUCGAGGGCGCCGCGCGGUGCUUCACGGACGCCCUGCGGCUGAAGCCAGGGCUGCCAGACGCCCUGGCAUCGCGCGGCGUCUGCCUGCUGUCGCUCGGCCACACGGCCGAGGCGCGGGCCGACUUCGCCGAGGUGAUCGCGCAGGAUGAUGCCGGCUUCAACCGCAACAUUUACGUCCUGAUGGCCACGUGCUUCAAGCGCGACGGCGACUACCAGAGCGCCAUGCGGUACCUGAGCCGAUGCAUCGGGCACUUUGCCACCUUCGCGCCGGCGUUGCUGGCCCGGGGCGAGCUGUGCCUCCGGGCGCGGGACUUCGAGCGCGCGAGCCGCGACUUCCGGCGGGUGCUGCAGCAGGCGCCCGCGCACCUCGUGGCGCGCCGCGGCCUCGGCGACGCGCUCCGGGGCCUCGGGAACUUCGGCGAGGCGCUGGACCAGUACUCCUGGGCGGUGCGCGUCGCGCUGCGGGCCGUCCGCUGCGGCCGGGGCCAGGCCGCGCCGCCCCCCGCGGGGGAGCUGUGCCUCGGCAGCGCCGGCCCGGCCUCGGCAGAGGCGCCCGAGGGGGCGCGGCCGGGGAGCGCGGCCGACGAGUCGGCAGCGCUCUGGCUGGGCGGCAGCUCGGCCACGACGCUCCACCUGCGGGGCGAUGCCGACGAGGAGGCCGAGGACGCGGGCAGCAUCGUCGUCUACUCCGACGACGGCGGCGAGAGUCGUCCAGACGCAGAGCUCGUGCGCGAGGUCGCCUCGGUGGCCACGGGCGAGGAUGGUAGCUGCGAGAGCUCCGCCGCCUUGCUCCCGGAGGCCGACCUCCGCCUCGCGGUCGAGCCCUUCGCCAGCCCAGAGCAGGUGCGCGCCUUCGCGGCGGACGCGCUCCUGCGGCGGGCGCUGCUGCGGCGGCUGGCUGGCGACCGCGCUGGCGCGGGCUCCGACCUGACGGAGCUCAUCAGGAUGGAGCCUUGCAACGGCCUCGCGUACUUCUGGCGGGGCCUCGUGCUGCUCGAGGAGCGGAGGCACUCGGAGGCCCACAGUUUUUUGGAGGCGUCCAUCCUGCACCACGAGGAGACGCGCGCGCCGGCGCACGCGCUGCUUGGCGCGCUGGCCAUGGUGGCGCAGCGGCCGCAGUGGCAGGCCGGCCUCGGGCACCUGCAGGAGGCGACGCGGCUGCAGCCCUCGUCGCAACCCGCGAGGGCCACGCUGUGCAUCUGCAGGGCCGCGGCACUGCUCCGCGGGCCGCCGCCCUGCGAUGCCGCUGGGGCGCUGGCGCUGCUGGACCGCGCCCUGGCGCUCUCCGGACCGCCCACGCUCGGCAGCGCGAGGGCGGCGCUGGCCGCGCCGACGCCUCGCUGCGGGCAGCACGCCGCAGGCAGCGGCGGUGCAGCGGCAGCGUCGCUGGCACGCGCUGGGGCCCAGAGCCCGGAGGAGGCCUGCGCGGCGGCCGCCCGAGCGGUCGCUCGGCGGAGGGACGAGCUUGCCCGCGGCGACGACCUGCAGGGGGCGCUCGAGUGCCGGACUUUCUUGGAUCUGGUGGCGCAGGGCCCGCAGCUCCAGUCGGCGCUGGAGGCACCGCCGCUGCUGCGGGCGCUGCGCGCCGAGGCGCUGGUCGAGCUGGCCCGCUGGGAGGAGGCGCUGUCGGACUGCCGCAAGGUGCUCGCCGCCGACCCGCACGAGCAGGCCACCAAGGUGUUGAUGCACAUGGCGGGCGGCGCUAUGCGCUCCAGGGCGGAUCAGUUCGAUGCCGCGGUCGUUUGUUUCACGAAGGCACUGCGGCUGCGGCCAGACUAUGUGCAGGCCAGGCUGCAGAGGGCCGCGGCGCUGGCGUGCGCCGCGCGGGCGCGAGGCUGCAGUGCCGAAGGGCCCCGCAGCAGCGCGGCCAAGGACGCGUCGGGCGCCGGGCAGCUGCGCGACGCCGUGCAGGACUUGCAGGCCGUCGAGGAGCUACAGGGCCCGUCGGGCACGCCAGCGUCGGCCCAGCUGCUGCGCGCGGUCUGCCUGACUUGCGUCGGGAGUCCAGACGAGGCCUGUGGGCUGCUGGAGGCGAGCGGAGAGCGCGGCAGCCCGCAGUGCCUCGUGCUCCAGGCGCGGGCGCUGUUCUGCGCUGGGCGGCAGGCCGAGGCCAUCGAGAAGUGCGGCCUGGCCAUCCGAGUGGGUUCGCCAGAACAGUGGCAGGCCAGGCUGCUUCGAGCCUGGGCCAUGUCUGGUCGCGGGGAGUUCGACCGCGCCCUCGAGGAAGUCCGCGCGGCAAUUGCGUUGGAGCCAGACCGCAACGACGUGCACGAGGCGGGAGGCGACAUGCUCAUGAGGCGCAGCUGCUUGGCGGAGGCCGCGGCCACCUUCGGCGCCGCAGAGAGGCUUCACGGGGCGCCCGCCGCCCGGCUUGCCUACAAGGGCGCGCUCUGCGCCGUGGGGCUGGGCCGUGUGGGGCCCGCGCUGCGUGGACUCACGCGCGCGCUGCGGCUGAGCCCCGGCACGCAGGUGCUAGUCCAGGCGCGGGACGGCGUGCUUGGCCUCGAGGCGCUGGUGAAUGGCAGCUACAGCCACGCCCGCAUUCGUUUCACCUCGUUGCUGAAUACCACCGAUUGCGCGCCCAACGCAGCGGGGCGCGGCGCCACCGUGGAGGGCCUCACGGUUCCCUCACUGUUCCGCCCCCACGAGCUGCUUCUGUUCCGGGGCGCCUGCUGGCUCUACGAGGGCGAUGCCGAGGCUGCAGAGGGCGACUUUGUUGCGGCGCUGCAGCUGGCGCGCGAGCUUGCAGAGCAGGAUGCGGCGGGCACUGGCCACGCCACCGAGGAGCUGCCGCGGCUCGAGCGCGAGGCGGCCUACAACCUCGCUCUCUGCCGCCUGCUGGCUGGCGACUUCCACGGCGCCCUUGGCUACUCGCAGGCCCUCCUUGAACUCCGCGUGCCGCCGUCCGCUGCCUGCCUCGCCUGGUUCCUAGCCGGCGCCUGUCAUCUGCUAAUCAGCGGGGGCGACGAGGAGGCCGCGCGGGACGCGUUUGCCCGCUCCUACCAGCACGGCCCCAUCUACGUAGACGACUUCUUGCGCCGCCACGGGCGGGCCGACGACCCUGCCGCUGUGAUGCGCGCUGGCGUGGGCCCCGUGGCCACGUGGCCGCCACUGCCGCGCGCCGCCGGCACCGACAGGAAGGCACGACUGCUCCGCCCCGUGCGGGAGUCCGCCCGCCGCCGGCGGCCGCCGGCCGUGCAGGCUGUGCAGGCCGGGCAGGACGGCCAGGUGUGCGACGCCGCGCCGGAGGCGGUGUGCUGCCUGCGGCGCGAGGGGCCGGCCCUGGGCGAGGGCCUGCCGCCCUGCCGCGUGCAGGCGCAGGGCGUCGUCCUGUGGUGCCGCCCGAGCGUGCCGUGGCCCCGCGCGGCGGCCGCGGAGCGGGCGCCGCUGGAGGCCCUGCAGCAGUGGGGCCUGGACGCGGCGUGGCAGCUCGGCGACGAGCUGCGCCAGGCGGGCCUCGCCUCGGGCGGCCGCCCCUGAGGUGGCUCUUGCCGGCCUUACACCGUGGAGCCGCUCAGCCAGGCCGCUGCGGCGUGAGCGCUAUUGGCGCCCAUCGCCACUCGCCUCCCUUUCUCCUCCUCUCCCGCACCCGGCUCUGCCAAGUCCCCGCUGUGCGCUGCUGUGUAAUUUAGGUCGCCUGCGUGCGCAGGCUCUCCGCAGACCGCUCCCGUCGCCGGGCCGCGCGCGAACAUCGCGCGCGGAGCCUGCCGCCAUCGACAGCAAAAUGAGCGCUGUGCGGCCCCAGUGAA
This is a messenger RNA of Prorocentrum cordatum, 3910 nucleotides long. NCBI's taxonomy places the organism in Eukaryota, Dinophyceae, Prorocentrales, Prorocentraceae. The record is from the annotation of a GenBank genome assembly.